AAGAAUAGAAUUUGUUCCAGCUCCAACAAGUGGUCGUGAUAUCUGAGCUGAGUUUAGUUACUGCUACGAGGCUUUGUGGACCAACUGUUUGAAUGUAGCUUUGGUUUGACAUCUCGGUGGAUUAACUGUUUGCAGGACCUGACGUGUUUUUUCGAUUUUUUUUUCUUCUUUCUUUCUCGAGAGAGGAGAAAACCAUUCACGCUUACUUGAAGAGCACAGAAGGCAAAUGGUGCUUAAACGCACAAGCGCGAUUUAGGGGAACUCAACGUUCAAGCGUUCCAGGGUCAUGAAACUUAAUCCACAGCAAUCCCCAUUAUAUGGUGAAUGUGUCAUUACUGUUCAGUUGUGUGAAGAAGAGCUCUCUAAACAUGCUGAAGAUGAUUAUGAGUUUUACCUAUUGUUUGCUGGUACAUCUCAGUGGCAUGUUUCCAGUAUGCAGAAAGUGGACUCAACCACUUUGCAAGCAGUCUCUCCAGGUCAUGACUGCUGUGAGUCAGUGAAAGUUGAGCUUUGCACCUGGAGAUCAGGCUGCCAGGCUGAGACUUUGGCAACAAACUCUUGUAGUUUUAUUCAGGACACUGCUUUUGAUGUGGCCCAAUUCCUGCUUAGUACAGAUGGCAAGAGAAGUGUAUUUGAUUCUGCAAAGUUGUUAGAAAAAUUUACCAUUGGAACAGAAGAAUGGCAAAAACUGGACAAGCAAGUAGUGCUGGCAAUGCAGCACCUCAUUCGACCAGAAGAACAAAUUAUAAUAGGAACUGAAGUACCAAGCAAUGAUUUGAAGCCCACUGAAACAUUGCUACAUUUUACAGCAAGGAAUGGACUUCUCAGACUAUCUUGGUUUCUACUACAAGACCCCUUUGUCAAGUUAGCACUUGUGCUUGAGAAUGCUGAGGGGCACACACCACUCAGUUUAGCCAGAGAGAAAGGCCACAGUCAGUUGUUGGAGUUGUUCACUAAGAACAGUGGGACAGAUUUGCACUUAUUUGAUGACCUGUCUUUAUCAUCGCCACCUGUCAAGUUACUUUCGUCCACCUAUAGAGUGAAGCAGCACCCACAACUGAACACUUUUACUCUCACCUUAGAUACAGAGAAAUGUCAACCAUUCACAAACAUUGAAAAGCACAUUCAGCAGCUUCGAGAUGUAAUAUACAAGAAUUCUUUCAAAGAGGUCUAUCUGUGUCCUUCUGCAGAGCUACAGAAUGUUGAUGAAGCCAUUCAGCAAAGUGAAAGUCAGGAUUUUUUUAACAUGAUCCCUUUUGGACUAAGAACUAACCAGAACCUGGCUGAAAAUGAUCAAGAAAAAGUAGAGCUUGAGUUUAAUCAAGCAGACCAUAAUUUUCAAACUGAUUCCAACAGUGCUUACAAUAUUGAAAUUAAUCAGGCUGAAAAUCAAAAAGCCUUAGAAUUUUCUGUUAAUUGUUGCUCAGAGAGUAGGGUGCAUACAUGUGAACAUAUGACCAAAGACUGUACAAAGGAAAAGAAAAAAGAGGUGGAAGUUGAGUUUACCAGUACUAUAGUGGAUUCUGGGAAUUCUGUGCUUGGUGAGACUGAUAAAGCAACCAUAACUGCCAUUGAUUUGACUAGUGGAAAAUAUACAGAGGAAACUGAUACAUCAUCACUGUUAUUCAGCACAGACCAGGAGAGCUUUGCUCAUGCUGAUAAGCUAAAUCAGGAAGUUGAACAGGAGCAAAUUAAUGAGAACUUGCUACAGACUGCUUUUGAUUAUGAAAUCACACAUAUGACAGAAUCAGUGAAGUAUAAAAACACAACAGACCAAAAUAUGGGACAGAUGCAAUCUGGAGAUCAUUUGUCAUCUGGCACUGGAGAGAUUUGUCAAAGUGGUGAAUUUUGUCAAAAACUGGAUCUACCUUUGGAAGACCAGUUUUUCUCGGAAAAUCCUAAUCAAAGAGAAAAUAGUGGGACUGAAAGUAUUCCUAAAAUAGCUAAUAAUUGUGACCUUCCAGGUUUACUUUAUGGUGUUUUAGAUCAAAAUGGAGAAAACCUUAUAGAAAAUAGAAGUCAUUCUACUGUGACUGAAUUUUCAGAUGUCUCUGAGAAAGAGUAUAAGGUGGACAUACCGAGUGAAUGCCAAAGGAUAGAAGGCAUGGUUGUAGAUGAGUUUAAGUGUGAUGGCUCAUGCAGAAAUGAAGAUGAUCAUUACGUCUUGAAAUCCGAGGAACAGUGUGAUAGCACUGAAUUGGGAAGAACAUAUAAGCACAUUGCUGAAAAAGACACUGAACUUCUCGCUUCAGAAAUUGUCUCACUAUCUGAAGCCUCUGAUGGCAGUUUGAAAACUGAAAUAGAGCAUGUUAGCCACUUUGAAAAGAACAAUACAAAAGAAUGUCAAUGUAUUUCCUCUGACUUGAUAGUUGCUGUCAGAGAGGGUGAUAUAAUUAAAGAAACAGAAGCAUAUAGUUCCUCUCAAACUGUAAAUAAUUCACAGCCCACGUUACAAGAGAAAGAAGUAAACUUGGAAAACACUAGAAAUGUAUCAGAGCCUAAUAUACUCCAAACGUCAAUAAAAGAGGGGCACUGCACUAUGGAUGUCUUUUCAGAAUUUGCAACUGUGCUUGAUGCUGAAGAUGUGAUAAAAGCUAUACUAGAGAGCAGCCCUGUACACACACCAAUAAAUACCACCCAUGUGGUUGAUCCUGAUGAUGUGAGGAAGGCUAUACUAGAGAACAGUCCUGUACACACAGCAAUAGAUGCCACACAUGUGGUUGAUGCUGAUGAUGUGAGGAAGGCUAUACUAGAGAACAGUCCUGUUCACACAGCAAUAGAUGCCGCACAUUCCAUUCAAGAUCCUAUGUGUUGUUUGCCCAUUGAGAACGUUAAAUGUCUAGCUACUUGUCCUGUGGACUGUAAUUUGUUUGUUCCACAUCUUGAUGCAUUGACAGAUUAUUGUGCUUUACCACCUGGAAAAGAUGUUGAAGAGAAAAUUAGUGCUUCUGUAGAAGAAAAUGAAAAGGUUAUGCUUAAAAAUAAUAUACAGACAGUACAGUUCAAAGCUGCUUUUUGUCAGAUUUGUGCAACCAAACCAGAUGGGAUACAAGACAGUAAAGCUGCUGUGUCAGCAGUGGAAUGCAUUGGCGAAGAAGAGAAACCAUUGCAUGAUAAGGACAAUCCAGGUGCAGCUUUAGUUUCAAGUUUUGACUGUGCAAAAAAUUCCACAGAAUGUAAUUGUCAAGGAAUUAUACAAAAUGGCAUGUUUGAUGCUGCAGUUGCCUCUUUGCCUGAUGCUGGAAUUAUUGCAGAUGAAAGCUGUUUGGGCCAAAAGAUUUCUUAUUCAGAAAACCUUGUGUGUUGUAAAGAGACAGUAUUUGAUGACAGUGUUGCUAGUCUCUUUAUGACAGAAGAUUCAGCUGUGGCUGAUAUGAAACUAGAAAGUUUUGAACAGUCAGCAACAGGCUUAUCUUCCAAAAUAUUUCUGAGUGAGAAUGUUCAGGAGGACUCUGGCGGAUUUGAUCUGAAAUUAGAGAUGGAUUCUGUCCAGUGCACUGACAAUGAAGCAUUGAUUAAAUAUUGUGAGGCUUUAUCUACAUAUGGAACAUAUGUCUUACGUGCUUUACAAGAGGAGAAAACAGUAGACCAGCAGGAAAAUAUGGAUGAGUGUGGAAUGAAAAACGAGGCUGAACUUGAGAAUGCUGUGCUCAAUGAAACUAGUUCUGAAGAAGCUGAUAUUCCCAUGAUUACUGAAUCUGAUAUCUUAAGAUCUGUGCAGGGUGAAAAGGUAGAUGACUUUUUUCAGGAUGAGAUAGUUGAAAAUAGUUUGAAAUGUCAAGUAGAAAAACAUAUGGGAAAAGAGGAAGGAGAACUGUUGGCUGGAUGCAUUGAGAAUUCUGCAGAUACAUGCAAAAUACCAACUGCAUUUGUUGUGGAACGGUUGCAGUUUGCUGAUAAUAAUGUGGCUGAGCCUAAUUUGAAACCCCAGACUGAUUUUGUACAAAAUACUGCUAGUGACCAUGUAGCUAGAGAAAAUGAAACUGAACACGUACUGGACACUGCUAUACUCCACCCGGAUAAGAGGGAGGAGUUUUUCUCUUCAGAUACAAAGAUAGAAUUAUUGUACAGUUGUAAUAUAGAACAUGAAGAUAAUCAUAAUGUAUCGCUGGAUAAAGACUUUUCCCUGCCCAGUAAACAAAUGCUUACAGAGCAGCCUGCUUUGCAGUCAGAGACUAAAGAAAUCGCACCAUUUAUCUGUGAUGAUUUGCCUUUAGCUGUUGCACUGAAUGAUGCCACCAAUCACUUAAACAGCAGUCAAACUGUCAUAAACACUGAAGGCUUAGUUGAAAAUGCCAUCGUCAAUGAAGUUAUAAGUCAAAGACUUUCAUUGAAAGAGUUAUCUCAUGAAGGUUCAGAAAGUGUUUGUACCAAAUCUGACUGCAGCAUUGCUGAGGAGAUGACAUCUACAAAGCCUGAUACAGGAUUUGCAUCAUUGGAUUUGGAUUCUGCUCUCAUGGGUGACUGCAUUACUGAUGUCAGAUUACUAAAUGGUGCAAAUGUUUCCUUGGAUUUGCAAGAAAUCUCCAACAAGACAGUGUGCUCAAAUAUAGAGAUGAAAGGGAGCAAUGACACCUUGGGCUUUCCUUCACCUGAAGGAGAGAACUCAAAGCCGAGAACAGGGGAUGAAGUGGAUAUUGCAGAAAUGUCAUCUCUUGGAGAGGAAAAUGGAUCAUGUGGUGAAGCAAUGAUUCAGAGAGACAAGGACAACUUUUAUCUGGACUCAGAGUCUGCCCUCUUGGAUCAAACUCACAGUUUGGAAUGCCCAGGAUAUCCUGAUUCCCAUGAUAUUCAAUUACCGGUGACAAGUCCUACAACUCCUGGGGUGUCACCAGUUCAUCGAGAGUCAGGCAGUGAUGGAGAUGUGUUUGCAAGCAGUGACCCAGGGGACGAUAAUGUUUUUACAAAGCAAGAUACUCAAGGUCUGGUUGGGGACUGUACCAGUGAGGUGUUAGUGUCCUGCUCUUCUACAGAUGAGUCAGUAAAUACGGGUCCACCUACAUCCACCCCUGAGAGAAGAUCUGAAGUUUGGAAUUGGAAUGCAGAAGAUGUACAGAGUAGCAAGGAAGCAGGAUCCAAAGAAGAAAAACAUCAGCGUGAAACAGAGGAAGAGGAGAAAGACCGGCUAACAGAAGUACCACCUUUGCGCUCCUCUAUGUUGCGCUCUUCUAUUCGCUCUCUUUCACCGUUCCGGCGACAUAGCUGGGGCCCUGGCAAGAAUAUGGGCACAGAUAGUGAGAUGAAUCAACGCAGUUCUUUGCGAGUUCUGGGGGAUAUAAGGAAGGCUUCAAUUCAUAGAAGAAGUAUGAGCUGGUGUCCCUCUGAUGUCCAAUUCCUUCCAGUCACUGAUGAAAUUAGUAGCAGAAGUUACAGCCUAGAAGGACUUACUGCAGAGGCUGAACCAGCAAAGGACUCUUCUGUUCUUGGUGGCUUGCAACAGCAUGAACGAGAUACUGAAAGGGUGCUCAUGACAGAGAAUGAGGAAAGGGGUUCCCUUAUUUCAUUAACCGAAGAAGAGCAGGAGUCAGAACUUGGAGAAAAUAGCAGCCUUGAUAGCCAGAAAUCUGAACAACUUCCAUCUUUUGAAACACAGAUCCCGCACAGACUUACAAAAUCUGUGUCUCUUUAUACUAUCAACCAGUCAGGCCUAGACUCCCAAGGAAGGAUUCAACAAAAGAGAAGAAUUUCCUUUUCCUUCAGCAUUUCUCCUCUCAACCCUAUAACUAAAACAGUCUUUUCUAUUGGCUCUUCCUCCAGUGAUGAGGAGGUGUCAGAUUGUGUGAAGCCACCUUUAAGUAACUCAAGUUCCUUAACUCACAGUAUUUGUGAAGAAAGCUUUCAACCCUCCUCCCUGAGAAAGGACUCUGAUGGAAAAAGUGGAACGAAAGUUAGCCGCACAUUCAGCUACCUCAAGAGCAAAAUGUAUAGUAGUAAAAAGAACAAGGAAAAAGACAAAGAAAAAAUAAAAGAAAAAGAUGUCAAGGAGAAAGAAAAAGAUAAAAAAGUCAUAAAUGGACAUCUCUUCAGUGCAGCAACCACUUGUGUUCCCACUCUGUGCUACCAAUGCAGCAAAGCCUUAACUACAAAAGAAAUCUACUUUUGUUCAAAUUGCAGUGUGUACAUACACAAAAGCUGCCGAGAUGCUCUUCCAGUCUGUGCCAAGGUCAAAAUGAAGCAACAGAAGCAACAAUUCAUAGUACCUGAUUCAUCCUCCAUGCCUGAAGUGACAAUGAGAACCAGAUCUACUCUCCCCAGAGAGCGUCCAAGGUCAGCCAUUUUGAUUCCCGAAGAGCAGCAGAGAAUUUCCAGUUGCAGGAGAGCCACAGGGAUCAUGCCUUUCACCACUAGCAAUCUUUCUAAGAGUGUGUCCAUUAGCAACAUAACAGCCAGGGCACUUGAGGACAUGCCAUUGAAGAGGUACCUUUCACAGUCAACAGAUUCUCUCAACAAAACUAAUAAAGCUAACAUGUCCACAGAGUCUCUCGUGGAUGAAGGAGCUGAGAUGGACUGUCACCUCAUGGGGGAAUUUGAAGUUGAGGCCAAGGAGCUCGAGGCAGACUCAUGGAGUUUGACAGUUGAUAAAAAGCUGCUUAAACAACUCAAAAAAGAUGUGAUUAAACGACAGGAUGUUAUUUAUGAACUUAUUCAGACUGAAAUGCAUCAUGUGCGAACACUGAAAAUAAUGUCGGACGUUUACAGCAAGGGAUUACUGAAAGAGGCACUUUUAGACUCUCGGACGGUGGAGAAGAUGUUCCCCGUGUUAGAGGAUCUCUUAGAAAUCCAUACUCAGUUUUUCAGCUGCAUUCUAGAAAGAAAACGUGAGGCGCAAAAGCAGAUGAAGAAUGAAGUGAAAGAAGGAGGAUUUGUCAUUUACAGAAUCGGUGACAUACUUGUUGAUCAGUUUUCAGAAGCAAAAUCAGAGCGCAUGAAGAAGAUAUAUGGUAAAUUCUGUGGCCGUCACAAUGAAGCAGUGAAUUACUACAAAGAACUAAAUGCCAAAGAGAAGGCCUUUCAGACGUUCAUUCAGAAAAAAAUGAGCAGUGCUGUAGUCCGGAGGCUGGGUAUUCCUGAAUGUAUAUUAUUAGUAACCCAGAGAAUAACAAAAUACCCUGUAAUUCUGCAACGAAUACUUCAGUACACCAAAGAGAAUGAGGAAGAUCACAAAGACCUCACACAGGCACUCAUUUUAGUAAAAGAUGUUAUUGCAGCGGUGGACAGCAAAGUAAAUGAAUAUGAAAAGAAAAAGAGACUUCUGGAGAUUUACAAUCGUACUGAAAACAAGUCCAUCAUGAGAAUGAAGAGUGGUCAAAUGUUUGCUAGAGAAGAUCUCAGACGUAAGAAACUUUUACAUGAUGGGCAGCUCCAGCUGAAGAGCUUGACAGGAAGAAUGAAAGAUGUCUUAGCGCUCCUGUUCACAGAUGUUUUUGUCUUUCUUCAAGAAAAAGACCAGAAAUACGUGUUUGCAUCUCUUGAUCAGCGUUCAACUGUAAUCUCAUUACAAAAACUCAUUGUCCGGGAAGUGGCGAACGAGGAGAAAGGGCUAUUUUUAAUCACUGCUGGCAUUCAAAACCCAGAGAUGGUGGAGGUCCAUGCAAGCUCCAAGGAGGAACGCAAUAAUUGGAUUCAGCUAAUUACUGACGCUAUGCAGUCCACAGUCAAAGAUGAAGAUGAAGGAUUACCAAGUGAAUCAGAAGAGGAAAAACGAGCUUUGGAAUCAAAAGCAAGAGAAAUGAGAGAACAGCUACAUUUGAAAGAUCAACAAAUAGUUACUCUUUUGGAGGAAAAGGUCAAACUUUUCCGGGAAAUAAGUGUGCAAGAUGAUGGAGCGUCAAGAACAGCAGCAAAAUCCAUGUUCCGGGCAAGCACUGAAGAUGUUCAAAAAGGGGAGAAUGUAAUGAAAGAAGCCUUAAAGGAAGUGGAAACCUUACAAUCCUUGGUAAACACGAAUCUCAGCACCACAGCUGGCCUGCAAACUUCCAGCAGUUUGGAAAUGGAGAGUGGAAUAGGACCAGUCUCACUUCCUAGGAGGGCAGAGACCUUUGGGGGCUUUGACAGUCACCAGAUGAACUCCUCCAAAAAUGGAGAAAAAGAAGAAACCGAUGAUGUAUCAGAUCUCAGGAGGACUGAAUCAGAUAGUGUUUUAAAAAAGGAUGGGAGUGGCAAUUUAUUGUUCAUGUUUAAAAGAAACCAUGAGCAUGUCCUCCGUAGUGUUACACAUCUCCACGAGCUUCUCACAAAUUUACAGGCUGUGGUGGUACAGCAGGACACAUACAUUGAAGAUCAACGUCAGUUAAGCGAGCGUCCCAGCUCACGUAGCUCCAUGCGUCCCAACUCUCUGAUUGAGCAGGAGAAGCAGCGCAGCCUUGAAAAGCAAAGACAAGAACUGGCCAACUUGCAUCGUCUUCAAAUGGCAAGUGCCGAGGAGAGAAAGAAAAAGGAGCGCGAAUUUGAGGUGAAACAGCAAGAGCUGAAAGAGAGCGAGGAGCGGAUUUGUGAACGUGAAGAGGCCAUCAGGCAAGAGAAGGCUGGACUGGAACGUGACAAAGAGGAACUGCAAAAUAAAAAGGAGGAGUAUCAAAAGGACCUCGAGAGGCUGAGGGCAGCCCAGCAAAAGCUAGAAAAGGAAAGAGAUCUGUUUGAGGCGGAAAAGAAAGAGCAUUCUAAAUUAGCAGAGGUAUGUGAAUUCAAAAAGGUUACACUUGAGGAAACGCUCUACUACAGUGAUCAGAGCUUAAGAUCACCAUCCAGUGCCUCGGACGACUCCAUCAAAUUUCCUAGCAGCAGUUCUCUUAACCAGGAUUACCCAGAAUGUGAACUUUCAGUGUCUCCUAAAAAAGAUCCUUUAUCAAGGACCGAUUCCAGACAGAAAGGGAAACAUUUAAAUCCCUUCAGCCAUAAAUCACAGGGCAGUGAAUCUCACAACCAGAUACCCAACCGGCUGCUUCAGCUUGGGAAAUCCAAGGAAAAGAAAGAGAAGAAGAAAAAGAAAAGCAAAGAUUCCCAGCAGGCUUCCAUCUCUGAAACACCAGCCGAAGGAGAGGAGAUCUUCUGUUGACCAUUCUGGCUUCUCAGUUCUGCCAAGGUGCUCGUCUUCUCUGUUCAGGAUCAACUUGUCCACUGCCAGAGAAAGUACCCAUCACACAAAACCGUAUCGUGGAAAAAGGAGGAUCAGAUGUUGUCAGUUCAUUGACAACGGUCAUGGCCUUGAAGAGUGGGGUAAAUACAGACAGAGAGAAUGUAAAAA
Molecule: messenger RNA, 9244 nt
Organism: Erpetoichthys calabaricus (reedfish)
Lineage: Eukaryota; Metazoa; Chordata; Cladistia; Polypteriformes; Polypteridae
Gene: akap13b
Product: A-kinase anchoring protein 13
Exons: 39
Coding region: 287-9055 (2922 amino acids)
Biological process (GO): adrenergic receptor signaling pathway; regulation of Rho protein signal transduction; positive regulation of canonical NF-kappaB signal transduction
Cellular component (GO): membrane; actin cytoskeleton
Molecular function (GO): guanyl-nucleotide exchange factor activity; MAP kinase scaffold activity
Source: RefSeq, a predicted model, not a curated record